UGCGGCCCGCUAGUCAGCUGUUUGCUGUUGUUGGUUCGAUCUCGUGCGGGUUGUUUUAGCGAACGAACUUCUUUCAUUCAUUCAUUCAUUAAUUUACCGGCUCUGGCAGUCGCUGUUUCAAAAUUUUUGUAAAACAGGAAACAAUGGCCACCUACGCUACCUACAGGCACAUCGAACUCGACAAAGUCGGCUACGGAAAGAAAAGAGUACGCAACCCAUCGAGCGAUAUUUUCAACGUUUUGUGUUCACCAUCAUCAGGAAAUUCAACCCCCCAGAGAAAUGGUACACAUACUCCGCGUCGUACUCAUAUCCAUAAUGACUCUUUCAAUCGUCUCUUUGGAACCCCCGAACAGGGAUCUAGUACACCUCGUAGGGCUUCAUUCAAUAAGCACGAUGUAACCAACAGAAACCCAGUUACUGGUGACGGCGUCACUUCCUGGGAUCAGAAGAAAAUUUCUCCGAAAAUGCGCACUGAACGCAACCCCGUAACAGGCGAGUAUUACACUAUUGUUAGUCCAGCAACUACCCCUACAAAGCCAAUGCAAAACGGUUUCUCUCAGCAAAACGGUCACGAUGCCACCCCUCAACAGAACGGCACCAAGGAAUCCACCCCCGAAAAGAUUAUCGUCAACGGAAGUGCAUAAAUAUCGCGUUCUCAAAAAAGAAAAAAAAAAAUGAAAACCCUCUGCACUACUUGAAUUUCCUUUAGAAGUAACUAAGGCUAACUUUGGCCCAUUUUUUUACUAUUCACCAAAGAAAAAAUGGUUAUUAAGCCAAAGUUUGCUUAAUCGCUUCGUGUAAGUUGCUUACUUUUCAUUUCUUGAUUUUUAUUAAAGAUUAAAUUUUUUAUGAGAUUUGUUUGCCACACCUACCUUUUGUUUCUACCGAAACUGAACCGUAGGACGACAAGGAAAAAAAAUGUUUGCACGUUAAAUAAAAAAUUAAAAUAUAAACGUUGUUCUCACAAUAAAGCAAAACCAUUUCGAAUUUGGAUGUUAUGAAGCACUGAUACUUUCUUCUAACAGUUACGUCAUUACAUAUUAGUAAGAUAAUUUGCAUUUAAUAAACUACUAAAGUUAAAUGUGUAGGAACUUGUAGGGGGCUACGUUUGCAUGUCUUUCGUUUCGUUUUAUUCAAUGUGUGACCUAUGAAGCAUUUUAAUUGUACUUUGUUUUUUUUUUUAUUACUGUUACAAAAUAAUUGAUAAUGAUUUACAUGUGAACAGUCCCAUUUUCUUUGUAUGAUGUAGAUAAGUAUAGAAACUUAAAUUUUAAAGUACAUAUAUACAUAUAUUUAAUUAAGAAUUUCUAGCAAUAAAUUUUAUAGCGGGA
Molecule: messenger RNA, 1331 nt
Organism: Agrilus planipennis (emerald ash borer)
Lineage: Eukaryota; Metazoa; Arthropoda; Insecta; Coleoptera; Buprestidae
Product: microtubule-associated protein Jupiter-like
Exons: 4
Coding region: 144-644 (166 amino acids)
Source: RefSeq, a predicted model, not a curated record